Messenger RNA from Hippopotamus amphibius kiboko, 648 nucleotides. RefSeq names its product olfactory receptor 4C13-like. Lineage: Eukaryota; Metazoa; Chordata; Mammalia; Artiodactyla; Hippopotamidae. Gene Ontology annotation, molecular function: olfactory receptor activity; G protein-coupled receptor activity. Gene Ontology annotation, biological process: G protein-coupled receptor signaling pathway. Bases 1 to 648 code for a protein of 215 amino acids. Gene Ontology annotation, cellular component: membrane. The transcript has a single exon. The record is from RefSeq and is a predicted model, not a curated record.
AUGCCUCCCAACAAUGUGACUGAAUUUGUUCUCUUGGGACUCACACAGGAUUCAGCCUUGCAGAAAAUACUCUUUAUUGUCUUUCUGUUCAUUUCCCUAUUUGCUGUGCUGGCCAGUCUGCUCAUUGUCAUUACCAUUUCCCUCAGCCCCACUAUUUCGGCUCCCAUGUACUUCUUUCUCAAACACUUAUCCUUAAUAGAUGCCUCCUUCACCUCUGUUACCACCCCCAAAGUUAUGAUUGACCUGCUGUACCAGAAGAGAAACAUCUCCUGGGGUGCCUGCCUGACUCAGCUCUUUAUGGGGCACUUCCUGGCAUCAUCGGAGGUCAUUGUCCUCACUGUCAUGGCCUAUGACUGCUAUGUGGCCAUCUGCAAGCCUCUGCACUACACGACCAUCAUGCAACAGGAGCUCUGCCAGCUCCUGAUGGUGGUGACCUGGAUUGGGGGGCUCCUACAUGCCACGGUGCAGAUUGUUUUCACUAUGGACUUGACUUUCUGUAGUCCCAAUGCCACUGACCACUUCAUGUGUGAUUUCUUCUCACUGUUGGAAAUUGCCUGCAGCAACACCUACAAGCUUGGAAUGGUGGUGUCAGUGAACACUGGUGGCAUGUGCUUGCUCAUUUUUUCAUGCUACUCAUCUCAUAGGUAG